AUGGCUACAGAAGACGUUGUCCGUCGCGACGUCAUGGAGGAGGCCAUCUCGCCGAGGCAGCCGGCGCCCUCUGUCGAACGGGCUAUGCAGUCCAGUGGCCGGCUGAGCAACCCACUCAACCAUCUCGACAUGCGCGCCGACCCCGACGCACAGGCUACCGUUUCCGAUUUCCUCGACUUCACCGAAUACCUCCCCGCCGACAUCGCCCGCUCCCUCACGUUGAUCGGCAACCUAAGCGAGACCUACGUCAACAGCUCUUCGAAGCUCAACGACCUUAGCACUGCCUGGGGAAAGCUCCCUAGCAUCCCGUCCGCCGACCAAACUGGCGCCGUCCGCCUGCGCGAAGAGAUCGCCGACGACCUCCACCACGCCUUGAACUCGCGUGUCUAUUCGCUCGCCGAAUCCCAGCGCAUGACCGAGAAUGUCCUCCGUCACUAUACCCGUGCCAAGACCAUAUUCGGGAAACUGGCAACGAUGCGGGAGAACUAUUCCGCCGCCGAGGAGCAGAAGAGCCCUGUCACGGCCAAGUCACCUCAGAUGUCCCGGGCCUCUAAGGCAACCAUGCAGGGCGACGGCCAAAAGGUGCGGAGGCCUCGGGUCCCGCGGAUCACAGUUCCGGGGGAGGUACUCGCGCCUUACGACUUGAAUUAUGACGCAUAUACCACGGGGACGGACAGUAGCUCCGAGGAAGAAGAGAACGAGACCGAGGGGGUAACCCCCGCUCCGCAUGCGCGCAUUAAGUUGGUGAAGGGCGCGUCGAAGACCCCCAAGCCCGGCAGACCGCCCCGGCCUGCGGGUGCUGUCGCGACGCCAGGCACACCGGGGGCUGGCCUGCUAUCAACAAGCGCCGCAAUGGCUCAACUGGCUCCUCCCCCGGUCAAUGCUGUCGUCGGCGGGCCGGACGCUCCCUGGGGUCAGCUAACACCCUACGAGCUUGCCAGACUCAGGAAACGUAUGAAGAAGAAUGCCGCCUGGACCCCUAGUGAUACCAUGGUGGCACGUGAGCUGAACGGCUUGGGGCGAGGUGUAGAUGCGUUUCGAGCCGCGAAGCAGAAGGCCGAGGAGGAAGGGGAGGUUUUUGAAGGCAAGAUGCCCACUCCCGAUGUCGAUCCCGACACAGGCCAGACGCGGAUGCCGGCCGGAGCUCUGACCUUGGAAGCCCUCGCUUCGGACGAAAAGAACCUGAGCAAUCGCGGGAUGAAGCUGAACGAGGCUAAGAAGCUCAAGAGAGAAAUGCUAGCUAAGAUGGCUGCCGAAGAGGCCGAGGAGUCCGCCAGGAGGUUCGACGCUAUCGCUAGGACCCUUAUGUCGGACCCUAACCAAGCCAACGCCCAGGAUCAAUCCAAGACAGCCGCUAAAGCGAAGGCCCAGAGAAAGCGCAAGCGUGAUUCGGCCCCCGAGGCUGAGAUAGAAAAGCCGGAGGCGGUCGAGAGUCAGAGUCAGCCCCAGCGACCUCAGCUCAAGCGCACUAAGACAGAGACACCGGUCCCCCCUCCGCUCCUGACGCCGGGCGGCUCACAGCUGCCCCAUGAGACACCAACGCAAGCCCCCCAGCGCACGUCAAAUGCGGGUAUGCUGCAUUCCACCACGCCCAUCCCACUACCGAUCCAUAGCCAGGAGCCGUCCAUCACAGCAAAGUCUACAACGCCGGUAGCCUCAGCAACGUCUCCAGCCAGCAGUUACGCCGGCCCGACCGCCGCGGCACCCACCCUGGCGCCCGUCAAGCUUCCCACGGCCGAAACCCCGAUACCUCCUCCGGUAAUCUCACCCAAGAAAUCCAUGACACCCAUCCUUCCCCCAACCAGGGAAACCCGCAAAAGUCAAGCAGCGCGUGCGCAGGAGCAACAGCAGCUCGACGCUCGCGCAGCCCAAGUCAUCGGGGACAUCUCCCGCUCCGCGAGCCCGGCCACCACCCCCAACCCCGACCCGGACGCUGCAUCGACCGUCACGCCCACCCCGGCCGCCAGCACAGUCACCCGCCGCCCCGCCUCCCGCGGCAAGGCCACCAGCCAGGAGCCGCAACCCUCCCUCGCCGCAGACCGGCCCCGGCGCGCUAGCACCGCCCGGAACACGCCUGCGCCCGACCGGGCCGACCCCCAGCAGCAGCAGCAGCAGCAACAUCAGCAACAUCAACAACAACAACAGCAACAAUCCACCCCAACCCCCGCCACAGGCACAGGCACAACACCAAGCACGGGCACGCCCCCAGGCACCGCGGCGGCAGCAAUGGCGUCAACAGCGAACGCGAACGCGAACGCGGCCGCCCGCCCCGCAAACAAGCGCGCCAAGCGGCCCGCCCCAGGCAUCAUCAGCCGGACCAACAGCGGCGGUAAGAGCGCCGUGGGCAUGCGCAAGGCGGCGCCGCGCAAGAAGAGCGCCUCGGCGCGGGCGGGGAAAGCCGCCGCCGCGGCGAGGGCUGCGUCUGCUGGUGCGUCUGGCGAUGGUGCGGCGCAGGAGGUCGAGGUGGAUGACGAGGGCAACGUGAUCGAUCCGCACGAGGAACGGUAUUGCCUGUGUAAUCGCGUUAGUUUCGGGACUAUGAUUCAGUGCGAUAACGGUGAUAAUUGCAAACUCGAGUGGUUCCAUCUUGAGUGUGUCGGGCUGUCCGACAUUCCGGCGCGCACUACGAAGUGGUACUGCCCUGAUUGCAGGAAGCUGCUUAAUAUCGGCGAGAGGGGCGAGGUUAGUGCCCGGGGCGUGAGGGCUUGA
Molecule: messenger RNA, 2709 nt
Organism: Chaetomium fimeti
Lineage: Eukaryota; Fungi; Ascomycota; Sordariomycetes; Sordariales; Chaetomiaceae
Exons: 3
Coding region: 1-2709 (902 amino acids)
Biological process (GO): regulation of DNA-templated transcription
Cellular component (GO): nucleus; histone acetyltransferase complex
Molecular function (GO): histone acetyltransferase activity
Source: RefSeq, a predicted model, not a curated record